This is a messenger RNA of Cucurbita maxima (winter squash), 1650 nucleotides long. Its product is annotated as 7-deoxyloganetin glucosyltransferase-like. Gene Ontology annotation, molecular function: UDP-glycosyltransferase activity. The transcript has 3 exons. The record is from RefSeq and is a predicted model, not a curated record. Bases 38 to 1492 code for a protein of 484 amino acids. Lineage: Eukaryota; Viridiplantae; Streptophyta; Magnoliopsida; Cucurbitales; Cucurbitaceae.
CUCCCAUUUAUCCACACCACUCUAAAAAGCUCUCCCAAUGGGUACCAUUUCCAACUCCGACAAGCCUCAUGCCGUGUGCAUACCAUAUCCAGCACAAGGCCAUAUCACGCCCAUGUUGAAGCUAGCCAAGCUUCUCCAUUACCAUGGCUUCCAUAUCACCUUCGUCAACACCGAUUUCAACCACCAUCGUCUCCUUAAGUCUCAAGGUCCUACGGCUCUCAACGGCCUUUCGUCGUUUCGAUUCGAGUCGAUCCCCGACGGUCUACCACCGAUGGAUGUAGAUGCUACUCAGGAUAUUCCGUCGUUGUGUCAAUCCACACGGCGGCUGUGUUUGCAGCCGUUUAAGGAAUUGCUGCGUAAGGUUAAUUCUACUCCUAAUGUUCCACCGGUGAGCUGUAUUGUGUCGGAUGGCGUUAUGAGCUUCACAGUUGAUGCGGCGGAAGAGCUUGGGGUUCCGGAAAUUCUGUUUUGGACUACUAGUGCUUGUGGGUUCUUGGCUUACCUGCACUAUCGACAACUUGUUGACCGUGGCUAUACUCCGUUGAAAGAUGAAAAGGAUUUUAGCAACGGAUAUUUGGAGACGCAAAUAGAUUGGAUUCCAGGAAUGGAAGGCAUUCGUUUGAGGGAUCUGCCAAGUUUCAUAAGAACAACUGACCCAGAAGAUGGAAUGGUUGAUUUCAUAAUAUCUGAAACAAAAAGAGCUGAAAGAGCUUCCGCCAUUGUUUUGAACACAAUGGCUUCACUGGAACAACCAGCUUUGAACGCCAUCUCCACUCUCAUGCCGCCGGUCUUCUCCAUCGGCCCUCUUCAGCUGCUCCUGCAACACCUGGUUCCUGAUUCCCACUCCGAUUUGAUAUCCCUUGGCUCCAACUUGUGGAAGGAGGACCGAGCCUGCCUUGAAUGGCUCGAUCAGAAGUUGCCCAACUCGGUCGUUUACGUCAAUUUUGGCAGCAUCACGGUGAUGACGGAAGAUCAGCUGAAAGAAUUCGCUUGGGGGCUGGCAAACAGCGAGCAAAUGUUUUUAUGGAUCAUUAGGCCGGAUCUGGUGGCGGGAGAGACGGCGGUGCUACCGCCGGAGUUCGUGGAGGCGACUAAGGAAAGAGGGAUGUUGGCGAACUGGUGUCCACAAGAGGAGGUUCUAAACCACCCGGCGGUCGGCGGGUUUUUAACGCACAGUGGGUGGAAUUCGACGAUGGAAAGCAUAGUGAGCGGAGUUCCGAUGCUUUGUUGGCCGUUCUUCGCCGAGCAGCAAACCAAUUGCAGGUAUUGCUGCACGGAGUGGAGAAUUGGAAGUGAGAUUGACACCAAUGUUAAACGAGAAGAUAUUCAAGAGCAAGUGAAGGAGUUGAUGGAGGGACAUGGAGGGAAAGAAAUGAGGAAGAGGGCCGGGGAAUGGAAGAAACUCGUGGCGGAGGCGGCGGUGCCCGACACCGGUUCGUCUUUCCGGAAUCUCAAUAAUUUGAUUCAUGAAGUGCUUCUUCAAUCCCCUUGAUUCAAAUAUAGAUACAUAACGACCAAUAUCGAUUAGAGAUGUUCAUUUGAUCAGUGAGAAUCAAUAGAGACCAAUAAACUAAGGAAAGAACUUAUAGAAAUUUCUCUAAUAGCCAUACGAGAUUGAAGAUUAUAUUAUCCGUCUACUCUUACCUCCAA